Molecule: messenger RNA, 2955 nt
Organism: Cydia splendana
Lineage: Eukaryota; Metazoa; Arthropoda; Insecta; Lepidoptera; Tortricidae
Gene: Ibm1
Exons: 3
Coding region: 585-1220 (211 amino acids)
Source: RefSeq, a predicted model, not a curated record
ACCCUUAUUACAAAAUUCGCUCCCGUCGCGACCGCACGUUCAAUAGCUGUCGCCAGUCGACCUCUUUUGUCGUGCGAAGUGCGAACUUAACUUGUUUACAUCGGCUAGUCGGAGCGAUGCAUGGUGCGUUUCGCGCGGUUGUGUCAUUGGCCUCAGCCGAUUAUCGCUAAAUUACGUGUGAAUUACGGACAAUGCUCUGAGAGUUGCGUCAAAACUUUUUUGUGUGAACUUUGCGAGCUCAGACCGUGAUCUCUUAGCGCCAAAUUUUGAACUAUUCCUGUGCCAUCGAUCGAGUGAGAAAGUGACUUUUUGAAGAUUUUUUCUACAGAACUUUUACACAAAAUAUUGUCGUUUGUAAAUUGAGGGAAUAAACACUAAAAGUGAUACUUUUUCGCAAAUCAUCAAAAACUGUCGUGAAUUUUCGAAGUGAGUUCUUCAUCAAGAAAACAGAUCUGCCGAUUCAUGCAAAUAUUGAACAGAUCUUGAAUCAUACAUUCAAGCGGACACAUAUCAUUUAUGCAUACAAAACAAACGGCGAUCUAUCCACGAUUCCUCCGUAGAAAAAGACACUACGCCCGACAAAGAUGGCUAUAGCGUUCAACUUGCCGAGUGAGAGAGAGGCGACAGAGGAGAACUUCUCUAGACUGAACAGGCUUCUGGCUGAGCUUUACGAUGUUCUGUGCCACAUCCUGGUGUCUCGACAGCCCGGGCAAGAGACUCUGGCCCACGACACGCGUCGAGAUGCCGUCCGACCUUACCACUCCGAGUCCGACAUCGACCGUCCAACCAUCGAGCCCCAAUGCCGUCUCUCCGCCUCAUCCCCCCCACUCUCCCUGACCUUUGACGACCUGGAGGACGACGUGUUUAUCAGUCCCCGGACAGAUAACGGCAACGAUCUCUUCGCCACUAGAAAUGUUGAGAUAUUCGGAUACGGGAGUCCGAGGACGCCUGCGGGGGUGCUGUUGAGUCCGCGAAGGGACAGGACGUUCACGUUUCCUGAGACGAGCGAGAAGCAUUGGAGGGAUAAGGGGGGGACGGAUAUGGCUGACGGCGUGGGAGACACUGAUGUGACUGACGCAGUAUCACCUGAAGAAUCGUCGCCGGACAACUCGUCCGACAGCUCGUUGUUCUCAUCAAUACUGCCGGACAAGCUGUCUGCGGGCUCCAUCUGCACAGCAGUGCUCUUAAUGCUCGGUUGGAAGUUUUUAAGUAAACGAUGAAAUCACAUACCUACUCGCGAAAUUUGCACCGCCAUCUAGCGUGCAAUGAGUAGUGCUAACUACUCCUGUGUCACGCUUGUUAAUUUUGUAUACAUUUUAUGUCUAUCGGUUAUUUUAUAAAUAGCCUUUUUACUAUGAUAGACACAUAAACAGUUGUUGUAUAAACUGUAUUUGUAUAUUAAACUUUCGCACUUUUUGACAUGUUUGUGUACAUGAAUAUUCUGAAAUUGUUACAUACUUUUUGUAGAUUUGGACUAAUUAUUCUCCUUAUGUAUUGAGAUUAUUUAUAUAAUAAAGAUUGAACGGCAAUGCGGGAAAAAUAACUAGAACUUUGAGGGAAAGUGAGGCAUUCUAAAAGUGAAUUUCAUAAUAAUUAACCUACUUACUCAAUAUUGGUAUUUUUUAUAAAUUGUAGGGCAAAAAUAAAGCAUAUUUUACCAACUAAAUAAAUUAUUCACAUGUCAAUUUUACAUUCCGCUUUCGGUGUUGAAGUAUAAUCCAUAGUUAUUAUCUGAACUGAACAUGUAGAAAUACUUAUCUCUAUUUAUCUUAAUUACUAUUUAGAAAUUUCUUCGAAGGGUGGACCACAUAUGUUCUAUAUUAUACAAAAAUAGAUUUUAUUUUAGUAUGAAAAUAAAGUCCGUUUUCCCAGAAAUUGUUCCAAAGAGAGCAGCCUAAAAAUUAUCAUCGAUUGAUCUCAUUUUAUUAUUUUUGUAAUAAAAAUGUUUAUUUUAGAAUAGCGCUAGCGUAUUUAUAUGUAAAGAGGGAGUGGAGAGUGCCAAGUUAUGUAAAAUGAAAAUUUUAUCAGAGAAGGUCUAUUUUAAUAAUAUUUCUUGUAUAAAAGAUAAUUUUUAGAUGAUUAAUAUGCUCUGACAUUUCUGUUAAACUCAAAACUUGAAAUUAAUUAUUCUAUGCCCAAAAUUUCUUGUCUGAGUAAAUCAUUUAUUGAAUUAAUUUGGAGCUGUUAUAAUUAAUCAAUGGAGUGUUAAAGAAAUGAAAGGGUCUUGUACGAUAAUUAUGUAGUUUAUAUUCGACUUUAAUUCGUAAUUACCUUAGUAUUAUGCUAGAUUUUUAUUCGUUGUAUCCAUGAUGUUUUAUAAAGCGUUUUGUUUUCAUCAAAGUUAGAAUCGUCAAUUAAUUUAAAUUUGCAAAAAUUAAAAAUCCAAGACCUUCACCUAAAUUGAAUGUAAAGAUAAUACAUUAGAAACUCAGUUGAACUGUCUUUUUAGUAACCAAAAUGGGAACAAAACGUUUCGGGAACAAAAACUCUUUCAUCAACUCAUCUUAUUCAUUUUAAGCAAUUUCAUUUUAGUAAUUACAAAAUGGAAGGAUGUGUUCAAAUGUGAUAUGUAAUUUAUUUAAGGAGAUGAUUAAAUAAAAGAAGUUUUCCUAAUGAUCUCUCGAAAACUCUUAUUGCUAAUAUUUUUUUGCUAAUUUGUGCUAAAUAAUAAUUCAAUUAAUACGACAAUGGUUUACAAUGAUGUAAAUAUUUUUUGUAAUGUAUUAACUAGCACAAAUUGCGAAUUAAACCGACAUUAUGCAUAUAAGAGUUUUGUACAUAAAUUAAAUUGGUAUGCUUAUUGCUCUUUUAUAAGAAUAAAAUUUUGUAGAGGACAAAUCCUAAAAUUCUAUAAGCUUCUCAAUGCGAAUAAAAUAGAAGACGCACACAUUUGGCACAAUAUAGUACAUACUUAUAUCAUUUAUACGACUAAAAUUACUGCCUUGAAAUGCUAUA